Messenger RNA from Lachancea lanzarotensis, 756 nucleotides. RefSeq names its product LALA0S01e08328g1_1 (gene COG2). The transcript has a single exon. The coding region runs from base 1 to 756 and encodes 251 amino acids. NCBI's taxonomy places the organism in Eukaryota, Fungi, Ascomycota, Saccharomycetes, Saccharomycetales, Saccharomycetaceae. The record is from RefSeq and is a predicted model, not a curated record.
AUGGACCUAUUUGACGAAUCCUGGGACCUUCCGGUGACCAAAAAUAUCAAUAGAGACCUCUUCACGAGUUACGAGGACGGGGAGGUCUUUGACGUCGAUAGUUUCCUUCUAGACAACAAUUUUCAUUAUGCACCUCUCGACACACUUUCCAAAGAUCUGACGCUUCUGACCCAGGAGAUGGACCAUGCGCUGCUAGAAGCCUCAAGCGAGAGCUACAAAGAUUUUGUAAAUCUGUGCGACCAGUUCUCAGAUACGGCUGAGACCAGACCAGAACUUCAAAAUGUGAAAUUGGACCUUACUCAGUUUCUGAACAAAUUACGUAAACUGACGGAAACCGACAUUCUGAACACCAAAGAAGUCGUAAAAGAUACCGUGGAUUACCUCGAAACACUCGACAAGCUAGUUGCGGUGUUGGCGGAUACUAAAGCGCUCAACUCGGGCCUUCAAUUGGGGGAAAAGCUGUGCAACGUCCUAAAUUCGCUAUGUGCCGAUAACCAAACGGGAAACAUAGAAUUUGCGCUUUGUGGCCAAGUGCUUACACAAUUGCAUCACAUCACUACAAAAGCGCAUACUACUCUACAAAACUUACAGCAAAUCGAUUCCCCGAUGAUAGUUCAGCUCAGAUCUGGGUAUCAUAGCAUCAUAGUCGAGUUUCGAGCUUGUCUUCACGUGAUGUGUGAUAAAUGUGUUGCAAAUCCUAAUGAAACCAAAGAGCUAGUCAGUCAACUCUCUGACAUGCUUCUAACAGAACACUAG